AUGUGCGACUUUAUGUUCACACCACCGAAGGAGACCAGGGAUACGUUCAUAUACACGGCGGCGAUAUCGCAAAUAUGUCGCCCUCAAGCGUAUAAUUUUGAGGGCAAUGCGUAUGCCAAGAAAAAGAAAGACACCCCAGCUGUGGAGGAAGGAGGGGAAGAGGAGGAGCACGACAAUGGACAUCAUCCGAAUCCUAAAGUGCCAGUGCAUAGAUUUGGCGAUACCACACCUGUAUCAUAUUUAUACCUCAACGGUCCUUGGCGAAAUUGCUAUGUUCGAUUUGGAUAUGAUCCGAAGCUAAACCCAGAAGCCGUGAAAUUUCAACGCCCACCGGGUAAUCGUUCACAAAUUUAUCAGCUUUGUGACAUUGAAGAUUCGGCCAUCCAAGGAGUAGUGGAAAACGAGGUUGAGAUUAACAGACUUGGGAAGACUCUUGACCCGACCAGUGGGUGGAUGGCAAAAUCAACGAUGUCGUCGAUACGAACACAACUGAAAGUACGUAGUGAAGCUAUGAGAAGAUUGGAAACUCCGGUGGCGAUGGCAAUUGAAUAUAUUGUAGACCCGAGAAGGAUCUUCCAUAGAUGCAUUCUUCACCUCCUCAUUUGCCUUUACAUACCCGGGGCUUAUUUUGCUGAUAGCAUUUUAGCGGCUUAUAAAACUCAGAUACUCGAAUAUCUCCGCAUCGAUCAUGAACAUUUUGCAUUAUUAUUUUCGUUGCCAUCGUUGACGGGUGUUCUCUGUGGGCCCUUUGGAGUGAUAGUGGCAAA
Messenger RNA from Perkinsus marinus ATCC 50983, 767 nucleotides. RefSeq lists its product as hypothetical. The transcript has 9 exons. NCBI's taxonomy places the organism in Eukaryota, Perkinsozoa, Perkinsida, Perkinsidae. Gene Ontology annotation, biological process: transcription initiation at RNA polymerase III promoter. Gene Ontology annotation, cellular component: transcription factor TFIIIC complex. The record is from RefSeq and is a predicted model, not a curated record. The annotation marks the transcript as partial.